CCGACCAGCCUGGCGGUUACAAGCGUCUCGCGUUCGUUCAUUUCAUUCAUUGCUGGUUUACCUCUCGAGCCGUGCGGACGUGUCUGGUGGUUGUCGCUCGUCGUCGUAGGUUUGUGGUCCCGGUCUCGGUCUUGUGCCAAACAGUUUUUACGCUUACGCCCAGCGGGUUGUUAGCUUGCAACAGCGUUUCGUUUCGGUUUCGAUACUGCAGUCCCGCGUGUGUGAGUCUGUGUAAUUACUCUGCCGUGCUUUAAAAAAACAAGAACAAGUGCUCGCGCAAAUGGUGCCAAGAUAGAAAUGGUGUUGGUGCUUCCGCUUCCACUGCACUGCAUUUCCCAAAAAGCGUGCCUAGCGUUCAAUUAUUAACAAAAAAAAAAAAUGAAGUGAAUAUCGCCCAAAGUCGCCAAAAUACUCUGGUGCGUUGCGCGGCCGGGUCAAUCGCGUGUUAGAGGGCACAACGUGCUCGCCCCGUGUCUCUGUGUCUGUGUGUGUAUGUAUGUGUACGUUUGUGUAAUUGUUCUGUGUGCUUAAAAUUCUAAACAAUUGCUCCACCCCGCGCGUCCGCUUAUCACGGUCAGUCACGGAAAACCGGAUCGCACAUUCCGGUAGCAUUGCUGCUGGCGCCAACUUCCGUCCAUAUUUCCGAACAGAACGGAGAGAGAGCGCAGUUUUAUUAGGCGCCCCCGGGAGGCCGUUUGAUGAUUUAUAUCGCACAGCAAUAUAAAUAAACCCGCCCGACCCGACUAACCGUAACCCGACCCGCUCAAGAAGGUCCGGAGAAGAGGCGAAACUUUUCUCUCUCGGCGUAAAGAAAAAAAAACAUAAUUGCAAACAUAACAGUCGUUGAUCCAGGGAGCAGUGAGGAUCCUGUGCUCUCGAUCGAUCUAGCGUGGUUCUGUCGUUCUCUGUGCGCAGAAAGUUCUUUACCCCAUCUCGAGUCUAGCAUCCCAGUCUCCAGAGUGAAAACGGACGUCUUACUCUUCGUCCCUAAUCGACCCCCCCCCCCCCCCCACCCAAAAGCGCAUCGCGUUGAAACGUCACGCCAGAGCGUUGUGCGCGCCGCUUUUUCCCACGUUGACGCCAUCCGAGAGUGAUGCAAUUGUGGUGCUGAUUUGUGGUGCUUUGCCCAUCCCCGUACGUUGUCCAACUAGCAGCAGCAUCCUACUCACCCAGCUAGAAAUAUUUCCAACCCCGUCGGUCGCAACGCCGCAACACACGGUCGGCAGACACGAACGCGCGUGGGGCGGCGAUCGCGGUUUUUUUGCGAGACUUUAUCAUCAUCGCUUAGUGUGGUGCCCCGUUGAACGGAACGUUCAAGAUGAAUCUAAUGAUGAAGCUGCUGGUGCUACUAUCGCUUCUGCUCGUCCACUCGUCCGGCCACCGGAUACAGCUGUCCGACUCGAUCCUGGACAUCAUCAACACCCGGCACGUCGAGCAGAUACUGGCCGAACGUCGGGCGAACGCGUCGCGCGAAAACGAAAAGCGCUACCUCGUCCAGAAUGACCUCGACGAGGACGUUACCGAGGACGGUGCCGACCUGUACCAAACGCCCGAGGUGGCGCUAGACUUUGAUUUUCACGGCCGGCGCCAAGGUGGUCACGGAUCGCGCCACUCCGGUUCGCCCGGCCAUGGUCCCGCGCUCCCGCACAACGGAUCCGGCGGCAGUGCCUCGUCGUCGUCGUCGGGCGAUCUGCUCGCCGAUCUGCACGCCUACCGGGGCGACAAGCUGCUGAAGUCGAGCAAGAACGCACUGCUGGUCACGCGCAAGGAGUAUCUGAAGAAGGACUGGUGCAAGACGGAACCGCUGGUGCAGCGGAUCCGGGAGGAGGGCUGCCUCAGCCGGACGAUCGUGAACCGCUUCUGCUACGGCCAGUGCAACUCGUUCUACAUCCCGAAGUCGCCGAAGCGCAGGCGCCACCACGCCGGCAAACCGACCGUCUCGAGCUACUCGGUCACCAGCCGGCGAGAUCUGGCGGACGGCGGUGGCGUCGGCGGGGGCGGUGGCGGCGACUUCGAGGACGAGGAUCUGACCGGGCCGGCGUUCCGCUCGUGCGCCUUCUGCAAGCCGAAGAAGUUCACCUGGAUGACGGUGACGCUGCGCUGCCCGUCGCUCGUGCCGCAGCUGCGGCGGAAGCGCAUCCAACGCAUCAAGCAGUGCAAGUGCAUCGCCGAACCGCUGAACUAGGAGAUGGGCGUCUGUGUGUGUGUGUGUGCGUGAAAGAGCAGUAUGUAUGCGAGUGUGUGCGUGUGUGUCCGGCAGAGUGAAGGUUAGGGUUACGUUUUGAUUAGUAUUAUUGUUCGUACGUAGGCAGUAGCUGUUACUAUUAUGUUUUGCCGUCGUUGUUUCCAACCCCGAGCCCGAUCCAAUCUCCCCACCUUCCAGGCAUGUGUGCACUUUGGAGCCAUCGUGCAUCCAAUUGGAAUACGGGGUGCCGGGGAAGGGGGUGGAAUUUUUAAACCAUAAAGCGCGCUGCUAUCACCAUUUUAGAAUUUAGUUUGGAGCCAUCUUUGUUGUGAAAGGUGAGGGUUAUGUUGUUGUUUCGUUUUUAUUGCUGUACGAUAUGAACCAAGCAGAGCAGAGAGCGAGAGAGAGGGAGAGAAGAGUAGGGAUGGCAGGAGACUCGAAACGAACUGGAACAUCCUUGUCAGUUAGCCCCCAUGCCAUCCCUCUCGAAUGGUGCGCGCUGGCCAACCUUCCAUUUACGUCCAUUUGCGCACGAGCACGAGGCGUUUGUUUUUGGGACGUUUGGGCCGAAGAUAAAGUUACCGCGAAGUGGUGGGCCGCGCCGCGGAAACCACGCCGUUGGACAUCCCCAUCCCCCCGGCCGUCCGGGGGUUGAGAUCCACCCGUAGGAAGGUGGUAAUUUUCACCCCGCCGUUCGCCCCCGGCUUUAGCGCUUAGAAUGAUGAAUGGUGCGCGAAUUUGCCAAAAGCGAACCUCGAGCGCGUGCGCAUGUACAUGUGGGCAUACAGCGGCGGCUCACCGUGAACAGGAAUGGUCACUACCUGGCGAAGGGGGGGGGGGGGAGGAAGCCCCCUCUCAUGUGGGUCACAAGAACGAGAACCGGUGGUAUUGCCCGUUUGAAUGGGAUGAUGUUUUAAUGAAACGUUUUGCGGGUAGAGUGCGCGGGAGCUAAAGAAACCCCCCUCGUUUGCCGGAUGUUCUGCCGCUCUGUGGCAAGAGUCGGAGCGAUGCAGUAACUGUCCUUUAGUGGUGGUAGUUUUCCAAUAGGUUCCAAUGUGCAGCGCGGCACACAAUAAUGAGCCGCAAAGUGUCUAGUAAUGAGCAGUUGGUUGCGGCACCCCCGGCAGCUGUCUAUCGUUGACUCAUCGCCGGUUUGCAGUGUGCAUCACUAUGCUUCCUGCAUUUGGCGCACGUGACCGCACGGUUUCGCACUGCGGCCACCGCAGCCGCUGGAUUGAUUGGAGCUCAUUCAUUCAGCUUUAUGGCCCCUUCCUGCCGGUCGGGCCCGGAUGAGUGAUCGCUUUGUGACGCUAACGCGUUCGCGCUCCAAAUUCAGCCACUGCCGCGUCUACUGCAACCACGGUACGUGCCCCGUACGCCGUCCAUGAACUUGGAGCACUUGUAUCUCUCUCUGUCUCUCUGUCUCUGUUGCGCUCAUCCCACUCUGAUGUCAUGCUUUGGUGGCCGAUGAGCCUCCGAACCGAGUCCGCAUCGAUCGUCGAUGAGAUAAUCUUCCGGUUCGGAGGGAUCAUAAGGUGGGGAGGAAGGGCUCCUACCGUGCCCGGAGCGAAUAAAUUAGUUAUGAUUGGAUGAGGUGAGCCGCGCGGGGACGGGUGGAGAAGAUGUCACCGAUCGGCAGAGGUCGCAGAUAUGUGUGCUGGGCCCGCAGAAAUCGGAUAGACUCUCGCAAUGGCGGUGUUAAUUAUGGACGACCGUUCGACUGCUUUUUUGGGCCCGUUGGACCCCUCGCCUCAUCUUUGGCUGGGGGUUUUGCUGUGCUCGCUCCUUGGCUCAGUGGCCGCAUGUAUCGGAUUUCCGUGCCGCCAAAACGACGCAAUAGGUCGGCCGGUGGUACGGUGAGUCAUGCCGACGUUUUGGCAUCGCACGAGCCUCCUGCCGAAUGGUGCCUGCGCGCGAGUAAUUCUGUCACCAGCGUCUGCAUAAGUCACCACCCAGCAGCAGCAGCAGCAGCGGCAGCACACCUUCGCUGUGGUGGUGUUGUUGUGCUAAAUUUGUGUCCAAAAUGCGUGUGUUUCUUUUUUGGCCGUUGGUGUUGCGCGCUCACAUCUGUGUGUAAGCCACACGGGCAGUCGAACGGAAUCAUCUGCAUUGGCGAGACCGGUCGGCCGAUGAAUCAGCACCGCUGGAGUUCCUGGCGCGGAAUCGGGCACGCGGGCGGCAGGGUUGCUGAUUGAGCCGGGGCGUAGAUCAAUUAUCGAUCGCGACGGGAAGCAGUCAGCCAGAGCGCUUGCAGUGCUUUCCCCGCUUGCUGGAUGGCAUUUGCAGUGGCAUCCGUUUAUGAUGCUAAUGUGUGUGUGUGUGUGUGUGUUUGUCCUGUGCAUGAGAGGGGGGGAAUGCAGGUUUGUAAGGUGAUGGAAGCCUUUCGGGUGUGUGAAUUUAUGUGAAAUGAUCUCCCGAUCGUACAUCGAUCGUUGUGAGUAGCGUGGGAUAGCUAUGCACAGAGAUGGAUAAGCCAAAGGAUGGAGCGCGCCCGCACGGAAUAGAAGCAUAAAUAGCACACACACACAAAUAAACAAACAAAAAGAGAGAAAGAGAGAAAGAGAUGAAUGGAGCCAAUAACAAUGAUAAUAAUAAAACAUGAAAUAAUGAAAUCGUAACCACCUUUCUAGUUGUAGUGCAACGAAUAUUUAUUGUAUAGCGAAGCCGAGAACAAGUAAAAAAGGAGAAAGCAAACAAAAGGUUUAUAAGCAGGAAAACGAAGAAUUGUGAGUCGCAGUUGGUAAGAAAUAUUACAAUCAUACAAUAAAAAAAAACGCAUAAACCAUGUAGAGGAAAAUGCAAGGAAAAGUAAACAACACAAGAACACGAAUGAAGAGCAUUGAAAAGAUGAAUGUUAGCAAAGGAAGUGUGUUUCGAGGCAAAGUACCAGCAGAAAAGCGAAUCGAAAUGAAAACACGAACGAAAUGCAAACGAGAAGCUAGCGACGAGAAGUUCCAACAAAACAAGUAAAUAAGGCAACAACAAAAAACACAUUUGGAAAAUCCCUUAAUAUUAAGCCAAUGGCACAUCUACUAGAGUGUGCGCGUGUGUGUCUGUCUGCGUGAGUGUGUGUGUGUGUACUUUUUUGUUAUAAUUUAGUCAGGUAUUUAUCGCAACAACACCAAGAAGAAGAAAAAAAGGAAAACGAAUGUUCAAUUAACCAGCAAAUGGAUUCAAUUCCAUUUUCCUUCAGUUCCCCGAUUCAGUAUUUGCAGUAUUGAAAAGCUACAAAGUCGUAGAAUGCAGCAGCCGCACACAUACACUGAAAUGAUCGUUGUUCUUGUUCCAUUUACAUGUGCGAUUGUUGUUACUCUUGCAGCACGCGCUGGUGGCUUUUGCAGUGGUAGAGUUAGUAAAAUAGUGUGAACAUAAAACAGCAGAGUGGAAAACAGAAGUCAUUUAGCUUCCAGAGUGGCAUUUUCAAUAAAUAGGAAACGAUGUCAACUGCUAA
Molecule: messenger RNA, 5636 nt
Organism: Anopheles coluzzii
Lineage: Eukaryota; Metazoa; Arthropoda; Insecta; Diptera; Culicidae
Product: gremlin-1-like
Exons: 3
Coding region: 1319-2185 (288 amino acids)
Biological process (GO): animal organ morphogenesis
Molecular function (GO): BMP binding; receptor ligand activity
Source: RefSeq, a predicted model, not a curated record